This is a messenger RNA of Tarenaya hassleriana, 700 nucleotides long. RefSeq names its product acidic leucine-rich nuclear phosphoprotein 32 family member E. The record is from RefSeq and is a predicted model, not a curated record. The transcript has a single exon. Lineage: Eukaryota; Viridiplantae; Streptophyta; Magnoliopsida; Brassicales; Cleomaceae. Bases 78 to 530 code for a protein of 150 amino acids.
AUAUUAACCUUUCUCACGCCUCCACGCUCCAAAGCCCCUCAACUCGUGGUCUUAUAGCUCAUUUGCUACUCUUAACGAUGGCGUCUUCUUCGUCUGCGGCGAGGAUACUCCUCCGCAAUGGAAACUCGGCGGUGGGUCAUCUCCUCCGUGCCCGUCCGACCAAUCUCAACGAGGCUGCGCAAAAUGUCGGAUCGGUUCGGUCUCUAUUGCUACUUAACCGGACACCGGUGACCCAGUUCCCGGUUCUGUCUGAAUCUUUCCCGGUGAUGCAACCCGGGUUCUUGGGUUUGGCCGAGAAACUGGGGAUGUUUUACGAGGUGGAUGGGUUCAGGACGGGGAAAAUGGAGGCGGCGCGUGGGAAGCAAGUGGUGGACGAGGAGGACGACGGUGGAGAUUUGGACGAAGGGGAUUUUGAGGAGAUGGAAGAUUUUAGCGAUGAGGAAGGUUUCGAGGAUGAGGAUGACGACCUCGAUGACGAUGACGACGACGACGACAACGAAUAUGAGAAGCCCACGAGGACGAGGAAAUAAAUCCGAAUGCUUUCUCUGUCUUGAAGAUGAUUCUGGUUUGUUUAAAGUCAUAAGCUUUAGAUCGAAUAUCAAUGGAUGAAUAUGAAAGUUCUGGUUAAAUGGCGAUCCUUCUUCUUCCUGUUCUUCGUAUCAGUUCUGAUUCUGUCAUAAAACGUCUCCCUUGUUUGUUC